Molecule: messenger RNA, 567 nt
Organism: Knipowitschia caucasica
Lineage: Eukaryota; Metazoa; Chordata; Actinopteri; Gobiiformes; Gobiidae
Source: the annotation of a GenBank genome assembly
AUGCCCCUUUGUUCUGUGGUGUGCCAACCCAAACUGGCUGGCACUUCUCCUGCCCAUCUUACCCCCCACCCCUACCCCACCAUGCCCAAUCCUCCCCUGGUGAACAGGCAGAAUGCAGUGUCAGGAGGGUGUGAUGCAGAGUCAGACCCUCCAUCAGGGCUGCUGCUGACCCAGGCAGGCGUCAUUGUUCUCAAGCUGGUGGGGUUGGGUCCCCAGAGACAGUGGCUGAGGAAGAAGGUGACCCAAUCCCAGGAAACACAGGGAGAUGGAGCAACUCGAUCCAAGCAGCACAAUGAGGAAAGCACUCUGCCCUCCUACAAACCUUAUACAAAAGCCAGUCUGGGCCCCAGCAUCAGUGCUCCUGGAGUGGCCAUCACAGCCAGGCCAACCUGCCUUACAAGUCCCCCGCCCACACGCAUUGGCCUGAUGCAGUCCUCUCACCUGUGCAAAUACAAGCCUGUGGAAAGAGAGAGUUUGGGCCUGACAGACGUGCCAGACCUGCUGCCAAAGCAUCAGCCUCCACCUCACCCUGCAGACACGGCAGCUCACGCACGCGAAUGCACUUGA